This is a messenger RNA of Solea senegalensis (Senegalese sole), 2324 nucleotides long. It is a transcript of the gene scin, whose product is annotated as scinderin. Gene Ontology annotation, molecular function: phosphatidylinositol-4,5-bisphosphate binding; actin filament binding. The transcript is spliced from 16 exons. NCBI's taxonomy places the organism in Eukaryota, Metazoa, Chordata, Actinopteri, Pleuronectiformes, Soleidae. The record is from RefSeq and is a predicted model, not a curated record. Gene Ontology annotation, cellular component: actin cytoskeleton; cytoplasm. Gene Ontology annotation, biological process: barbed-end actin filament capping; actin polymerization or depolymerization; actin filament severing. The coding region runs from base 44 to 2224 and encodes 726 amino acids.
AGAAGAAGAAGAAGAAGAAGAAGAAGAAGAAGAAGAAGAAAACAUGGUGCUUCACCAUAAAGAGUUCAUCAAAGCAGGCAAGACUACUGGUCUGCAGAUCUGGAGAGUGGAGAAGUUAGAGCUGGUCCCUGUGUCUGAGAGCCAACAUGGGAGCUUCUACACUGGAGAUGCUUAUCUCAUUCUCAACACUGUCAAACAGACAACAUGCACUUUCUACCACCUGCACUACUGGCUGGGAAUGGAGUGCAGUCAGGAUGAGAGCACAGCGGUAGCCAUCUUCGCCGUGCAGCUGGACGACUACCUGGGCGGGAGGCCGGUCCAGUACAGAGAGCUACAGGGGGUCGAGUCAACCGCUUUCACCAGCUACUUCAAAGGAGGCAUCACUUAUAAAACAGGAGGCGUGGCCUCAGGUUUGAACCAUGUGGUCACCAAUGACCUUACGGCGCAGAGGCUCCUCCACAUCAAAGGCCGGCGUGUGGUCAGAGCCACACAGGUCCCUCUGAGCUGGUCCAGCUUCAACUGCGGAGACUGCUUCAUUGUUGACCUUGGAGAUAAAAUCUUCCAGUGGUGUGGAGCCAAGUGUAACAAGUUUGAGCGCGUGAAGGCGGCACAGGUCGCCAGAGGAAUCCGCGACAACGAGAGAAACAGCCGAGCCGAGCUGGUGGUCAUCGAGGACGGAGAUGAACCGGGCGCGUUGAUCGAUGUCCUUGGAGAAAAGCCCGAGCUGCCAGCAGGCGAUGAUGAUGAUGAUGCUCAGGCCGACAUGUCCAACAGGAGAAUGGCUAAACUCUACAUGGUAUCUGAUGAAACAGGAUCCAUGAAAGUGACAGUUGUGAGGGAAGAAAACCCCUUCGUCCAGAGUGACCUGCUGUCAGAUGAAUGCUUCGUGCUCGACCACGGCAACAACAAUAUGAUAUUCGUAUGGAAAGGGCGUAACGCCAACCCCAGUGAAAGAAAGGCGGCAAUGAAAACAGCUGAGGACUUCAUCAAACAGAUGGGCCACCCAGCCAACACUCAGAUCCAGGUGCUUCCAGAGGGCGGAGAGACUCCCAUGUUCAAGCAGUUCUUCCAGGGCUGGAAGGACAGAGACCAGAGCGAGGGCUUUGGGAAGGUGUUUGUCACUGAGAGGAUCGCCGUGAUCCAGCAGGUGGAGUUUGACGCCUCUAAGCUCCAUGAGUCUCAGCACAUGGCAGCGCAGUACAACAUGGUGGACGACGGGAGCGGAGACACGCAGAUCUGGAGGGUGGAGAGCAGUGGCAGAGUCCCGGUCGGCACAAAGAGCUACGGUCAAUUCUACGGCGGGGACUGUUACAUCAUCCUGUACACUUACAGGAAGGGGCAGAUCAUCUACACCUGGCAGGGAGCCAGCUGCUCUUUGGAUGAGCUGACAGCCUCAGCGUUCCUGACUGUAGAACUGGAUCGUUCGCUCGGGGGGAAUGCAGUUCAGGUCAGAGUGAGCCAGGGUAAAGAACCCCCCCACUUGAUGAGUCUCUUUAAAGGCAAACCUCUGAUUGUAUAUAAAAGUGGUACAUCCCGCCUCGGCGGCCAGGCCCCGCCGCCUCCAACCCGACUCUUUCAAGUUCGACGGAACCUGGCCACCAUCACCAGAAUCGCUGAGGUUGAUGCCAGGGCGAACAACCUGAACUCGAACGACGCCUUCCUCCUGAAAAUGCCGGAUGGCCGGGGCUAUGUGUGGCAGGGCAAAGGAGCCAGUAAAGAGGAGAUGAAAGGAGCCGAGUACAUCAGCAAAGUGCUCACAUGCAGCAGCAGCAGCUGCAUCGCGGAAGGAAGUGAACCAGAUGAAUUCUGGGCCGCAUUAGGGGGGAAGACAGAGUACCAGACCUCGCAGAGACUGGAGAGGGAGACCAUGGCUCAGGCUCCCCGUCUGUUCGGCUGCUCCAACAAAACUGGCAGGUUCAUCAUCGAGGAGGUUCCAGGAGAAUUCACACAGGACGACCUGGCUGAAGACGACGUGAUGCUGCUGGACGUUUGGGAUCAGGUGUUUGUCUGGAUUGGAAAAGAUGCCAAUGAGGUGGAGAGGACGGAAUCAGUCCGAUCUGCCAAACAAUACUUAGAGACUGAUCCAAGUGGACGUGACAAGCUCACUCCUGUGGUGCUGGUGAAACAGGGCCACGAGCCGCCCACCUUCACAGGCUGGUUCCUGGCCUGGGACCCGGCUCAUUGGGACUCUGUCAGCAGGAGCAUGAAGUCUAUGGCUCUUUAAUGUGCACUCUGGAAGACUGUGUCAAAUAUAUCUUCAUUUAUACCAUUUAUACCGUCAAUGUAUUCAAAGAGAUUAAUAAAAUGUAUGUAAAGGAGUCAAA